AUGUCCUCAGGUGUCGAUAUUCCAAUUCUAUUGAGUAUUCACCACAUCAAUUAUACUCAGUUGCCUCCUUCCUUUCGCAGAGUCGUUAUGGCCGACUUUUCUACCCUCAAUGGCAAUGCCAAUCACGAGUCAGAAAAGAAGAGAACUCCCAGAAAGCUAGUUCUGUGCUUUGACGGCACCGGCAACACCUUCACCGGUUCCAACUCCGACACAAAUGUGGUCAAGAUUCUGAGUAAACUCGAUCGCAACGAUCCUGACCAGUACCAUUACUACCAGACUGGCAUCGGCACAUACGACAUCAAUGAUGAGUCUGUUAACAAGGGUGUAAUUGGCGAAUUCAAAUCUUCCAUCUCGCAGACCAUCGACCAAGGAAUCGGAACGACUUUCGAUGCUCACGUUAUGGCUGGCUACCGGUUCCUGAUGCGUUACUAUGAUUCUGGUGACAAGAUCUACAUGUUUGGAUUUAGCCGUGGCGCCUUCACUGCCAAGUUCCUUGCUCGCAUGGUUCAUACAGUUGGGCUACUUUGCAAGGGAAACGAGGAGAUGGUCCCCUUCGCGUACCGUCUCUACCAGCGCUACUUGGCUGGGGAGGUCGAAGACUUCAUUGUGUCCCACCCCAAGAAGUCCAAGAAGGAGAAGAAGCACAAGAAGAACAAAAAAGCCCCCGCCAAUGGAGAUGUACCGACACCGCCACCUGAGCUAGAAGACGAAGAGCCGUUGCAUGAGGGUCAUCGCGAUGAUGAGGACCCGGCAACCCACGGGGCGAAGUACGCAGUCGCUAGGGACGAGAUUGCCGCCUUCAGCGACACAUUCUGCCGCAAGGAGAAGGCGAUGCACUGUGGGAAGAUGGAGGAGUCCAACAUCAAGGUCUUCUUCCUCGGCAUCUGGGACUGCGUCAACUCCGUCGCUGUCUUGGAGCGAACUGCACCGGUACCCGUGCCUGUUGUUGGCACUGCUCACCAUGUGCGCCAUGCUGUAGCAGUCGACGAGCGACGCGUCAAGUUCAAGGCAGCUCUCCUGGCCCAAGACAUGAAGGAGUCAGACCACAACCAUGAAGACAUCAAGGAGGUCUGGUUCCCGGGCUGCCACGGUGACGUUGGUGGUGGGUGGCCUGCGUCUGCUGAAAGCAAGCUCGACAAUGGCAUCGAGAUGACCUUCUGGGAGCGCGUCAAGAACUUUUGGACGACACGGAAGGAGAAGGCAGCCAGCAAGGCUUUGGGUUGCGACCGGCUCCAAUUGAGUGAUGUUCCGCUUGCUUGGAUGAUCCGCGAGGUGAAGCUUGUCGGCCAAAGAGAGGAAGUUGCGGCACUGAAAUGGCGCGAGAACCUCGAAGUUUUUGAGAAGCGAUUUGCAAAGAAGAAGGAUAAGGCAACGAUGGGUGUCAUCCACGAUUCAUUGGCGUAUGGCCGAGGUACAAGCUUCUUCCGCGUGCUCCUGUGGAAGCUCAUGGAAUGGCUGCCUUUCAUCACUCGGUGGGAGCUUGAGGACAGUGGCUGGGAAAAUGUUCGUUUCCCGCUCAACAAAGGCAGCACGCGAGACAUUCCCAAAGACGCUGUUCUCCACGAGUCUGUUCUCUGGCGAUUGAAGAACGACUCAAAGUACUGCCCGCAGAACAACCACGGUGGUCGGCAGCUCCCCUGCUUGAAACACGAACACAACAUUGCGGAAUGUCAUCCUGUGGAAGAGCACAUCCAUGAUGAAAAUUGUGACCAUCAGAUCUACAAAAUUACAAGGUCUGCCUCUGAUCUUGUUACUCGGACUUAG
Colletotrichum tamarilloi is the source of this 1764-nucleotide messenger RNA. RefSeq lists its product as uncharacterized. Lineage: Eukaryota; Fungi; Ascomycota; Sordariomycetes; Glomerellales; Glomerellaceae. The coding region runs from base 1 to 1764 and encodes 587 amino acids. The record is from RefSeq and is a predicted model, not a curated record. The transcript has 5 exons.